Xyrichtys novacula (pearly razorfish) is the source of this 2365-nucleotide messenger RNA. The record is from the annotation of a GenBank genome assembly. NCBI's taxonomy places the organism in Eukaryota, Metazoa, Chordata, Actinopteri, Labriformes, Labridae.
CUCCUUCCCAACACCAGCAGAUUUAACAAGUCUGAGGACGUGAUUGAAAAGAAUCAAAAAGCUCUAAAUAAAUCCAACUUCAAUUUAAUUUCUAUUCCUAACUUACACAGGUAAGGCUCAGUGAGAUUAAAAAUCGCUUUUCCAAGAGUGUCCAAGAUCAGCAGCAGGACGUUCAUGUGUGAAAAUGUUCAGAAAGGUGAAGGUAGAGAAUCCUCAAUAACUGUAUUGUUUUUGGUUUGUCAAUCCUGCUUUUAGUUUUUAUUCAAGGGAUUUAAUAUUUUUAAAGCAACUUUGCCACUUUUUUCAGAGGAUUAGAGGCUUAUUAAUUAAAGGGCUUUAAUAAUAAAAAAAAAUUGUUUUUUUUUUAUAUUAUUAUGAUAUAUUUUGACUAUGAAAUAAACUGCAGUAUAUGAUUUAUUUUAGAUGUAAAAUACCAAACAAAAAAUGCUCCUAGUAAAAAAAAAGGUCUUGUGUUGGGGGGUUACUCAUUAGCUUCAACAAAGACCCCUCAGUGUAUUUCUUUCGUGAGAGAGAAAUCCCAAAGAAAAAAGCUAUGCCAAAGUCCAGUUAUGUAAGCUGUCCUGGAAUUUGAAGUGCCGUGUUCAGUGGUACCUUUGGUGGUCCACUCAGACCUCCAUGCACAUGCAUUCUGGAGCGACUUCAUGUUUAACAGGUAUGUCAGAUAUGACAAGUUCAAUUGAAUUUUAAACUUUUUAUUUAUUUUUUUUCAUUCAGGUUGAUUUAAAACUGUUUUUUUUCUCCCAUUAAGGUGAAAAUGUCCCAUAACCGAAAUGCAACACUGCUCCUCUUGUGUGUUGUGUUUCUGUCAUGGAGAUUGAGUCACGGCGGCAAGAUUUUGGUUAUUCCUUUGGAGGGAAGCCACUGGGUAAAUAUGGACAUCAUGAUUAAAGCUCUGCACUCUGAGGGACACUCUGUGGAUGUGAUCCGAACCAACCAAAGCUGGUACAUCCUGGACGGCUUCCCACACUAUGAAACAAUCACGGUUCCUGUUGUUGAAGCCUUCAACCACGACUUUAUCCAGCCAGUCCUGAAGAAGAUCAUUAACAUUGAGAGGGGGGAGGAGUCCUUUUUGACCUUUGCCAGUUUGCAGGUUGAGAUGUUCGAUGCCAUGUUUAAUAUGCAUAGAAUAAUCAGCAAAAUGGCGACCAGCAUGUUAAAAGACGAAGACUUCAUGGACAUGUUGAGAGAGCGUCAGUAUGACUUGGUUUUCACUGACCCGGCAUGGGGGGCAGGUAUACUGUUAGCUCAUGCUCUGAAACUCCCUCUGGUUUAUAAUGUGCGCUGGUUAACAAGUGGAGAGGGGCACUUAGCCAUUACACCCUCACCUUUAUCCUACAUCCCGAUGACUGGAUCAGGACUGUCGGACAAAAUGACUUUUAUUCAAAGACUUCAAAACUUCUUUUUUUAUUUACUUUGGCAAUUUCAGGACACAGUCUUCACCAACCCUCAGUAUCAGGCAGUGUGUGAUGAGAUCUUCGGCCCAGAGGUCAAAUAUAGAGAGUUAUUACAAGGGGCAGAUAUUUGGCUCAUGAGAGCUGAUUUUGUCUUUGAAUUUCCUCGUCCCACCAUGCCUAAUAUUAUUUAUAUUGGAGGCUUUCAGUGCAAACCUGCUAAACAACUUCCUGCAGACCUGGAGGAGUUUGUGCAGAGCUCAGGAGAGCAUGGAGUCAUCCUCAUGUCUCUGGGUACUUUUGUCACUGAACUUCCUGCCGAUGUAACCAAUGAGAUAGCUUCAACUUUUGCAAAAUUACCUCAGAAGGUCAUCUGGAAACACAAAGGAGACAAACCAGCUAAUCUAGGCAACAACACUUUACUGGUGGACUGGAUGCCACAGAAUGAUCUUUUAGGACAUCCAAAGAUUAAACUUUUUGUGGCUCAUGGAGGGACAAACGGUGUUCAAGAAGCAAUUUAUCAUGGAGUUCCAGUUGUUGGUCUACCUGUGUUUUUUGACCAAUACGACAACCUGCUUCGUCUUGCAGCGAGGGGAGCAGCUAAGAUCCUGUCCUUAGCCACGGUGGACAAAGAUGACAUCUUCCUUAACGCCAUACAGGAAGUCCUAAUUGAGCCCUCAUACAGGAUGAACAUGCAGAGACUCUCCAGGCUGCACAAAGACACUCCUAUGAAGCCCCUGGAUAGCGCCCUCUUCUGGAUUGAGUAUGUCAUGAGACACAAAGGUGCAGCUCACCUGAGAACAGAGUCCUACAAGUUGCCCUGGUACUCCUACUACUCUGUGGACGUUGUUUUAUUUCUGACUGGAGCUUUGCUUCUUGUACUACUGACUGCUUCCAUGUUGCUCAGAUGUUUAUGUAUAACAGUGCGUAAAAAUAAAGCCAAACGUGACUAA